ACGAACGGAGUUCAACCUACUUAGAACUAACUCAGGGUUUCCGCGGUAACCCGGGGUUGACUAAACCUGGACAUCUUGAUUGGUCUUAAACGGUACUACGACGCUGAUUAUGAAGUUGAUCAGCUGAACCUGUGUUCACUCAACCAGAGUUACUGCGCGUUCACAUAAAAGGGGUGGUACCAGCGCAAAAAAACACUCUCGAUCAUGGCGGGCUCUCCCUAUUUCACAGAAGAGGAAUGCGAGAUCAUAAUGAGGAGUUAUGAAGAGUAUAAACCGACCCUGGCUGCUAAAUCCAACACCGCGGCAGCAAACAAGGCGCGACUGGGGUGUUGGCAGCAAAUUACAGACCGCGUAAAUUCAGGUACCAGCAGCGCCAAACGGACCUGGCAGCAGGUGAAGAUGAAGUACAAAAACAUCAUUCAGAAUGCCAACAAGAAGAAGGUAGAAAUAAGGCGCACAGGAGGAGGGAGGGCACCAGACUCCUUUACUCUUGCUGAAGAGUUGGCCCUAGCCAACAACAGUGGCAGGGUGAUGAUGGAUGGGGUGGCAGGGGUACAGUCUAACCCUGGGGCAGCUGAAAUGUCCACCCUCUAUGUGCAAGUCGAGGGUGGAAACAUCACAACCCUGCAGCCACCAGGAUGCAUUCAUCCUCUGACACAGGAUGAUGAUGAUGAUGAUGAUGAUGACGAGACCCUCACAGCCCCCUCCGACACACACAUGCAGGAGGACUUGGAGGAGCUUUCCCCUCCUGAAGCCUCCCUCCCAGGGACCUCACAGUCAGACAAAGCCACAGUGGACAAUGUCCGCAGUUUAUACAAGAAAGUGCUGGAGCUAGACCGCACAAAGAAGAGGCUGGAGAUCAGAAAGCUGGAAUUAGAAAUUGAAAAGCUGGAACAUGAGAAGAAGGUAUUGUCUUAUCACUCCAUUAAUAUAUAGGCUACCCACACCCUAUAUGUGUGUCAUUGAUCUGGCUUUUCGUUUUCUUCUUGCAGGAAAGAGAGUCA
Messenger RNA from Eleginops maclovinus (Patagonian blennie), 1004 nucleotides. RefSeq names its product myb/SANT-like DNA-binding domain-containing protein 4. The transcript is spliced from 7 exons. Gene Ontology annotation, cellular component: nucleus. Lineage: Eukaryota; Metazoa; Chordata; Actinopteri; Perciformes; Eleginopidae. The record is from RefSeq and is a predicted model, not a curated record. The coding region runs from base 205 to 936 and encodes 243 amino acids.